Molecule: messenger RNA, 1884 nt
Organism: Salvia splendens (bonfire salvia)
Lineage: Eukaryota; Viridiplantae; Streptophyta; Magnoliopsida; Lamiales; Lamiaceae
Product: protein SIEVE ELEMENT OCCLUSION B
Exons: 6
Coding region: 1-1884 (627 amino acids)
Biological process (GO): phloem development
Source: RefSeq, a predicted model, not a curated record
AUGGAAUUUGCAUCAACCAAGAUAUCAGCUUUCUCAUUGGACGACCCUGCUCUCAGAAAGCAGCUUCUAGAACAUCAUAAAGAGGGCGUCAGCUUCUUCGACGAUGAAUCUCUUCUUAACUCGGUCGAAUGUAUCAUCAAUCAUGAUCGUACGGACAAAGUUGAUGAGAUAGAUCCGGGUCAGGAGGCCAAGAAGAUUAUAUCUGGACCCGACAGCCUUCCAGGCAAUCUACCCUAUUUGUUACACCAGAUCACUUGUGUGUUGAACUGCAAUUGCUCGGAAGGGGAUAGCAACAAAACAUCGCUGGAGAUUCUGCGACUGCUUACAAACUACACAUGGGAGGAUAAAAUCGUGAUAAUUUUAGCAUCUUUUGUUGUAGAAUAUGGCCAAUACUCUCUGUUUGCCCAGCUCGACAAAAAAGAUCAACUCACAAAAUUAGUGGCGUGGCUCAAGCAGAUUCCGGACCACAGUGGUGAUGUUUUCGAAAGUAGGAAAUCCAGCUUCGAGAGUAUUAUGGAGGCAUUGAGAGUCUCAAUUAAGGUGACAAGGUUCAUUGCCAAAUUUAGAACUAGUUUCAAAGCAAAAUACAUGACAAAUGAGGCACAAGCGAUGAUUGAUGUGCGGAAUCAAAUCCCAAUUGCUGUGUAUUGGAUGACAAGAGCAGUCGUCGCCUGCGCAUCUGAGUAUUCAGUAAUUGUUGGAAAGACUACUGAAAUAAAAAGUUUGUACACUGAAACAUGGAGCAUUACUAGAUUGACGAAAUUCAUACCUCAUUCGGGACACAAUUUGGUAGAAGUGGAAGUUCUGAAAGGGAAAACAGUGCUGUUACUAAUCUCGGGUCUUAAAAUUUCGGAAGAAGAAAUUACGAAAAUCGGGGCUUUCUAUAGUGAAUCGAGAGAGAAAGCACAGUAUGAGAUCGUGUGGGUGCCGAUGGUGGAAAAGAUGGAUGAAAAAGAUGAGAAAACAUUUAAAGAGAGGAAGUGCAAGAUGCCAUGGCAUGCGAUCGAGCAUCCACAAUAUGUGAAACCGGGUUUGGUCAAGUACGCGAGAGAGGAGUGGCGGUAUUCGGAGAAGUCAAUAAUGGUGUCGAUAGAUCACCGAGGAAGAGUGGUUCAUGAAGAUGCAUAUAGCAUGAUGUGCACAUGGGGUAAUGCAGCCUACCCCUUCAGUCAGACGCGUGAGCUCGACCAAUGGAAGAUUCUCAAGGAAUGGAGCCUCAAGUUUAUGGUUCAACAAUCUAAACAACAAAUCUCCAAAUGGGUAGAAGAAAACAAGUAUAUCUGCUUGUUUGGUGGUGACGACUAUGACCGGAUACAAAGCUUCGUAAAAGAAGCAACGAGAGUUGCUGGCGAAGCAAAGAUCGAGCUACAGAUGGUGUACAUAUACAAGAAGAAUACGAGAGACGAUCACAUGAAGAAAAUUACAGAAACUCUGUCAAGCACUAGCGUUGAAGUAUGGGAAAAAAGCACAUCCAUUAACUUCUGGAAAAGAAUGGAGUGCUUGCUCUACUCAAAGGUCCACCAGGGAGUGAAAGAAAGCGACCGCCACCCCUUCCUCCGCGAGGCAAUGAACAUGCUUGCCCUUGGCGAUCACGACAAGGGGUGGGGGCUCAUCAGCCAAGGGGCCGGGAAGAAGAUCGCCAAGGCUAAUGGGGAUAUGAUAAUCAAGGCAUUCCAAGGAUAUAGCUCGUGGAGCAGUGCUGUGACCACGCAGGACUUCACCACAGCUCUCCACGACCAUUUAGCCCACCUGGCAAGCGAAUUUCCUCAUCAUUGCAACCGCCUUACCCUUCCGGGGAUCGAGGACAUCCUCGGAACAAUGCUCUGCGGAGAGUGUCAACGACCCAUGGAGAAGUUCAUCAUGUAUCGUUGCUGCGAUGAGUGA